Messenger RNA from Sciurus carolinensis (gray squirrel), 22017 nucleotides. It is a transcript of the gene Obscn, whose product is annotated as obscurin, cytoskeletal calmodulin and titin-interacting RhoGEF. The coding region runs from base 153 to 21542 and encodes 7129 amino acids. NCBI's taxonomy places the organism in Eukaryota, Metazoa, Chordata, Mammalia, Rodentia, Sciuridae. The record is from RefSeq and is a predicted model, not a curated record. The transcript is spliced from 87 exons. Gene Ontology annotation, molecular function: guanyl-nucleotide exchange factor activity; protein binding.
GGACCGGCUGGAGUGUGGGCUGCUGGGUGGGAACCACGUCGGUCCUGGGCCCUAGGAAGGAGGCAAGACCCGCAGCCCCUGACGCACCAUCUGUGCCCCCGCCUGGGUGCCACCGAGCUCACGGUAGACAGGUCCCCAGCUUUGCCACCACCAUGGAUCACUCCUUCAGUGGUGCGCCGCGCUUCCUGACCCGGCCCAAGGCUUUCGUCGUGUCUGUGGGUAAGGACGCCACACUGAGCUGCCAGAUCGUGGGCAACCCUAGGCCACAUGUAAGCUGGGAGAAGGACCGGCAGCCGGUGGAGGCGGGCGCACGCUUCCGCCUGGCCCAGGACGGCGACAUAUACCGCCUCACUAUCCUGGACCUAGCGCUUGGUGACAGCGGGCAGUAUGUGUGCCGCGCGCGCAACGCCAUCGGCGAAGCCUUUGCGGCUGUGGGCCUGCAAGUGGACGCUGAGGCCGCGUGCGCCGAGCAGGCGCCCCACUUUCUGCUACGGCCUACGUCCAUCCGCGUGCGCGAGGGCGCCGACGCCACCUUCAGCUGCCGCGUGCGUGGCUCGCCACCACCGGCGGUGAGCUGGUCCAAGGACGGGCGGCGCCUGGGCGCGCCCGACGCCCCCCGUGUGCGCGUGGAGGAGCAAGGCGAGGCGAGCGCACUGCGCAUCCGGGCGGCGCGACCGCGGGACGGUGGCACCUACGAGGUGCGGGCCGAGAACCCGCUGGGUGCCGCCAGCGCUGCUGCCGCACUCGUGGUGGACUCAGAUACCGAGGCUGCCAGCCCACCUGGGGCCUCAACGGCCGCGCUUCUGGCGCACCUGCAGCAACGACGGGAGGCUAUGCGCGCCGAGGGCGUCCCCGCCUCACCACCCAGCGCCGGCACGCGCACCUGCACGGUGACAGAGGGCAAGCACGCGCGCCUCAGCUGCUACGUGACGGGUGAGCCCAAGCCUGAGACAGUGUGGAAGAAGGACGGGCAGCUGGUGACCGAAGGCCGGCGACAUGUGGUGUACGAGGACGCUCAAGAGAACUUCGUGUUGAAGAUCCUGUUCUGCAAGCAGUCGGACCGCGGCCUCUACACCUGCACGGCAUCCAACCUCGUGGGCCAGACUUACAGUUCCGUGCUGGUCGUUGUGCGAGAGCCGACCGUGCCCUUCAAGAGGCGGCUGCGGGACCUGGAGGUCCGGGAGAAGGAGUCCGCCACGUUCCAGUGCGAGGUGCAGCAGCCCACCACCGAGGCCGCGUGGUUCAAGGAGGAGACGCGGCUGUGGGCGAGCGCCAAGUACGGCAUCGAGGAGGAGGGCACCGAGCGCCGGCUGACCGUGCGCAACGUCUCCGCCGACGACGACGCGGUGUACAUCUGCGAGACCACGGAGGGCAGCCGCACGGUGGCGGAGCUCGCUGUCCAAGGGAACUUGACGCGGAAACUGCCUCGGAAGACAGCAGUGCGCGCGGGGGACACUGCCAUCUUUUGCGUGGAGCUGGCAGUGCCUGAGGGACCUGUGCGCUGGCUGCGGAACCAGGAGGAGGUGGUGGCUGGGGGCCGAGUGGCCAUCGCAGCAGAAGGCACGUGCCACACGCUGACCAUCUUUCAGUGCAGCCUGGAAGACAUGGGCGAGGUGGUCUUCAUGGCUGGAGACUCGCGCACCUCCACCCAGUUCUGCGUGUCUGCCCCCAGGAGGCCACCCCUGCACCCCCCUGUGGACCCUGUGGUGAAGGCCAGAACGGAGAGUUCUGUGACCCUUGGCUGGUACCCACCGCCCCAUGGGGACCGCCCUGUGACCAUUGAUGGCUACCUGGUGGAGAAGAAGCGGCUGGGCACCUAUGCCUGGAGUCGGUGCCACGAGACUGAGUGGGUGGCCACACCUGAGCUCACUGUCGCUGGUGUGACUGAGGAGGGUGACUUCCAGUUCAGGGUGUCAGCGGUCAACAGCUUUGGCCAGAGUCCCUACCUGGAGUUCCCAGGGACCAUCCACCUGGCCCCCCAGCUGGCUGUGAGGACGCCCCUCAAGGCCGUGUCGGCAGUGGAGGGCGGAGAAGCCACCUUCUCUGUGGACCUCACCGUGGCCUCUGCCGGGGAGUGGUUCCUGGAUGGGGUGGCCCUGAAGGCCAGCAGCGUGUACGUGAUCCGCUGGGAUGGCACCCGGCACACGCUCACCAUCCGAGAGGUGCCCGCCAGCCUGCACGGGGCGCAGCUCAAGUUCGUGGCUGACGGCAUCGAAAGCAGCGUCCGGGUGGAGGUCCAAGCCCCUGGGCUGACUGCCCAAAAGCCACCAGCAGUGGCCGCUCGUGAGGUGCUGGCCCGGCUGCACGAAGAGGCUCAGCUGCUGGCCGAGCUGUCGGACCAGGCUGCGGCUGUGACCUGGCUGAAGGACGGCCGCGCGCUGCCCGCCGGCCCCAAGUACCAGGUGCAGGCGUCUGCUGGGCAGCGGGCACUGCUGGUGCGAGAUGUGGUGCAGGACGAUGCUGGCCUCUACGAGUGUGUCAGCCGCGGGAGCCGCAUUGCCUACCAGCUGUCUGUGCAAGGCCUCACGUCCUUCUUGCGCAAAGACACAGCAGGCGGCUGCGUGGAUGCCGUGGUGGGGGCCCUGGCUCAAUUUGAGUGCGAGACCACGGAGGCCCACGUCCCUGUGCGCUGGUUCAAGGAUGGCAAGGAGCUGGGCGGCUCCUGCCCGCGCUAUUCACAGGAGGACGUGGGGACCCGGCAUCGGCUGGUGCUGGCCUCGGUCAGCAGGCAGGACGAGGGCACCUACUCCUGCCGUGUGGGUGAGGACUCCAUGGACUUCCACCUCCGGGUCUCCGAGCCCAAGGCCGUGUUUGCCAAGGAGCAGCCGGCACGCAGCGAGGUGAAGGCCCAGGCGGGGGCCAGUGCCACUCUGAGCUGCGAGGUGGCCCAGGCCCAGACGGAGGUGACGUGGUUCAAGGACGGGAAGAAGCUGAGCCCGAGCUCCCAGGUGCACGUGGAGGCCAAGGGCUGCAGGCGGCAGCUGGUGGUGCGGCAGGCGGGCCAGGCGGACUCUGGGGAGUACAGCUGUGAGGCCGGGGGCCAGAGGGUGUCCUUCCGCCUGGACAUCACUGAGCCCAAGGCCGUGUUUGCCAAGGAGCAGCCGGCACACAGCGAGGUGAAGGCCCAGGCGGGGGCCAGUGCCACUCUGAGCUGCGAGGUGGCCCAGGCCCAGACGGAGGUGACGUGGUUCAAGGACGGGAAGAAGCUGAGCCCGAGCUCCCAGGUGCACGUGGAGGCCAAGGGCUGCAGGCGGCAGCUGGUGGUGCGGCAGGCGGGCCAGGCGGACUCUGGGGAGUACAGCUGUGAGGCCGGGGGCCAGAGGGUGUCCUUCCGCCUGGACGUCACAGAGCCCAAGGUGGUGUUUGCCAAGGAGCAGCCGGCACGCAGUGAGGUGAAGGCCCAGGUGGGGGCCAGUGCCACUCUGAGCUGCGAGGUGGCCCAGGCCCAGAUGGAGGUGACGUGGUUCAAGGACGGGAAGAAGCUGAGCCCGAGCUCCCAGGUGCACGUGGAGGCCAAGGGCUGCAGGCGGCAGCUGGUGGUGCGGCAGGCAGGCCAGGCGGACUCUGGGGAGUACAGCUGUGAGGCCGGGGGCCAGAGGGUGUCCUUCCGCCUGGACGUCACAGAGCCCAAGGCCGUGUUUGCCAAGGAGCAGCCAGCACGCAGUGAGGUGAAGGCCCAGGCGGGGGCCAGUGCCACUCUGAGCUGCGAGGUGGCCCAGGCCCAGACGGAGGUGACGUGGUUCAAGGACGGGAAGAAGCUGAGCCCGAGCUCCCAGGUGCACGUGGAGGCCAAGGGCUGCAGGCGGCAGCUGGUGGUGCGGCAGGCAGGCCAGGCGGACUCUGGGGAGUACAGCUGUGAGGCCGGGGGCCAGAGGGUGUCCUUCCGCCUGGACGUCACAGAGCCCAAGGCCGUGUUUGCCAAGGAGCAGCCGGCACGCAGUGAGGUGAAGGCCCAGGCGGGUGCCAGUGCCACUCUGAGCUGCGAGGUGGCCCAGGCCCAGACGGAGGUGACGUGGUUCAAGGACGGGAAGAAGCUGAGCCCGAGCUCCCAGGUGCACGUGGAGGCCAAGGGCUGCAGGCGGCAGCUGGUGGUGCGGCAGGCGGGCCAGGCGGACUCUGGGGAGUACAGCUGUGAGGCCGGGGGCCAGAGGGUGUCCUUCCGCCUGGACGUCACAGAGCCCAAGGUGGUGUUUGCCAAGGAGCAGCCGGCACGCAGCGAGGUGAAGGCCCAGGCGGGGGCCAGUGCCACUCUGAGCUGCGAGGUGGCCCAGGCCCAGACGGAGGUGACGUGGUUCAAGGACGGGAAGAAGCUGAGCCCGAGCUCCCAGGUGCACGUGGAGGCCAAGGGCUGCAGGCGGCAGCUGGUGGUGCGGCAGGCAGGCCAGGCGGACUCUGGGGAGUACAGCUGUGAGGCCGGGGGCCAGAGGGUGUCCUUCCGCCUGGACGUCACAGAGCCCAAGGUGGUGUUUGCCAAGGAGCAGCCGGCACGCAGUGAGGUGAAGGCCCAGGUGGGGGCCAGUGCCACUCUGAGCUGCGAGGUGGCCCAGGCCCAGAUGGAGGUGACGUGGUUCAAGGACGGGAAGAAGCUGAGCCCGAGCUCCCAGGUGCACGUGGAGGCCAAGGGCUGCAGGCGGCAGCUGGUGGUGCGGCAGGCAGGCCAGGCGGACUCUGGGGAGUACAGCUGUGAGGCCGGGGGCCAGAGGGUGUCCUUCCGCCUGGACGUCACAGAGCCCAAGGCCGUGUUUGCCAAGGAGCAGCCAGCACGCAGUGAGGUGAAGGCCCAGGCGGGGGCCAGUGCCACUCUGAGCUGCGAGGUGGCCCAGGCCCAGACGGAGGUGACGUGGUUCAAGGACGGGAAGAAGCUGAGCCCGAGCUCCCAGGUGCACGUGGAGGCCAAGGGCUGCAGGCGGCAGCUGGUGGUGCGGCAGGCAGGCCAGGCGGACUCUGGGGAGUACAGCUGUGAGGCCGGGGGCCAGAGGGUGUCCUUCCGCCUGGACGUCACAGAGCCCAAGGCCGUGUUUGCCAAGGAGCAGCCGGCACACAGCGAGGUGAAGGCCCAGGCGGGGGCCAGUGCCACUCUGAGCUGCGAGGUGGCCCAGGCCCAGACGGAGGUGACGUGGUUCAAGGACGGGAAGAAGCUGAGCCCGAGCUCCCAGGUGCACGUGGAGGCCAAGGGCUGCAGGCGGCAGCUGGUGGUGCGGCAGGCGGGCCAGGCGGACUCCGGGGAGUACAGCUGUGAGGCCGGGGGCCAGAGGGUGUCCUUCUGCCUGGACGUCACAGAGCCCAAGGCCGUGUUUGCCAAGGAGCAGCCGGCACACAGCGAGGUGAAGGCCCAGGCGGGGGCCAGUGCCACUCUGAGCUGCGAGGUGGCCCAGGCCCAGACGGAGGUGACGUGGUUCAAGGACGGGAAGAAGCUGAGCCCGAGCUCCCAGGUGCACGUGGAGGCCAAGGGCUGCAGGCGGCAGCUGGUGGUGCGGCAGGCGGGCCAGGCGGACUCUGGGGAGUACAGCUGUGAGGCCGGGGGCCAGAGGGUGUCCUUCCGCCUGGACGUCACUGAGCCCAAGGCCGUGUUUGCCAAGGAGCAGCCGGCACACAGCGAGGUGAAGGCCCAGGCGGGGGCCAGUGCCACUCUGAGCUGCGAGGUGGCCCAGGCCCAGACGGAGGUGACGUGGUUCAAGGACGGGAAGAAGCUGAGCCCGAGCUCCCAGGUGCACGUGGAGGCCAAGGGCUGCAGGCGGCAGCUGGUGGUGCGGCAGGCGGGCCAGGCGGACUCCGGGGAGUACAGCUGUGAGGCCGGGGGCCAGAGGGUGUCCUUCCGCCUGGACGUCACAGAGCCCAAGGUGGUGUUUGCCAAGGAGCAGCCGGCACACAGCGAGGUGAAGGCCCAGGCGGGGGCCAGUGCCACUCUGAGCUGCGAGGUGGCCCAGGCCCAGACGGAGGUGACGUGGUUCAAGGACGGGAAGAAGCUGAGCCCGAGCUCCCAGGUGCACGUGGAGGCCAAGGGCUGCAGGCGGCAGCUGGUGGUGCGGCAGGCGGGCCAGGCGGACUCUGGGGAGUACAGCUGUGAGGCCGGGGGCCAGAGGGUGUCCUUCCGCCUGGACGUCACAGAGCCCAAGGCGGUGUUUGCCAAGGAGCAGCCGGCACGCAGCGAGGUGAAGGCCCAGGCGGGGGCCAGUGCCACUCUGAGCUGCGAGGUGGCCCAGGCCCAGACGGAGGUGACGUGGUUCAAGGACGGGAAGAAGCUGAGCCCGAGCUCCCAGGUGCACGUGGAGGCCAAGGGCUGCAGGCGGCAGCUGGUGGUGCGGCAGGCGGGCCAGGCGGACUCCGGGGAGUACAGCUGUGAGGCCGGGGGCCAGAGGGUGUCCUUCCGCCUGGACGUCACAGAGCCCAAGGUGGUGUUUGCCAAGGAGCAGCCGGCACGCAGCGAGGUGAAGGCCCAGGCGGGGGCCAGUGCCACUCUGAGCUGCGAGGUGGCCCAGGCCCAGACGGAGGUGACGUGGUUCAAGGACGGGAAGAAGCUGAGCCCGAGCUCCCAGGUGCACGUGGAGGCCAAGGGCUGCAAGCGGCAGCUGGUGGUGCGGCAGGCGGGCCAGGCGGACUCCGGGGAGUACAGCUGUGAGGCCGGGGGCCAGAGGGUGUCCUUCCGCCUGGACGUCACAGAGCCAGCGCCUGAGUCCCAGGUCCUGGAGAGACCUGGCCGCAGGGAGCCUCUGGUGGUCAUGGAACACCAGGACAUCGUCCUGACCGCCACGCUGGCCACAUCUUCUGUGGCGGCAGUGACUUGGCUCAAGGAUGGUGUGGAGAUUCGGCGUAGCAAGCGGCACCAGACCACUAGCCUGGGGGACACGCACACCCUGACGGUCAGAGGAGCCCAGGUGGUUGACAGCGCCGUCUACAGCUGCCGAGUCGGCACGGAGAGUCAGGACUUCCCAGUGCAAGUGGAAGAGGUGGUCGCCAAGUUCUCCAGGCCCCUGGAGACUGUCACGGGGGACCUGGGUGGCACGGUGACGCUGGCCUGCGAGCUGAGCCCGCCGCAGGCGGAGGUGGUGUGGCGCUGUGGUAGCACGCAGCUGCGGGCGGGCAAGCGCUUCCAGAUGGCCGCCGAGGGCCCCCUGCGCACGCUCACCGUGUCCAGCCUGCGGGAGGAGGAUGCGGGAGAGUACGUGUGCGAGAGCCGGGAUGACCGCACCAGUGCACAGCUCAGCGUCCGCGUGCCCCGAGUGGUCAAGUUCACAUCUGGGCUGAGCGCAGUGGUUGUGGAGGAGGGCUGCGAGGCCACCUUCCAGUGCGUGGUGUCCCCCAGUGAUGCAGCGGUCACCUGGCGCCUGGAUGGCACCCAGCUGCAGCCCAGCGAGAAGUUCCUCAUGUCACAGAGCGGUGCCAGCCACAGCCUGACCAUCUCUGGUGUGGCACUAGAGGAUGCAGGCCAGAUCACAGUGGAGUCUGAGGGCGCCUCCUCAUCUGCUGCCCUCCGGGUCAGAGAGGCGCCGGUGCUGUUCAAGAAGAAGCUGGAGCCGCAGACGGUGGAGGAGCGGAGUUCUGUGACGCUGGAGGUGGAGUUGACGCGUCCAUGGCCCGAGGUGAAGUGGACGCGGAACGCCGCGGUCCUGGUGCCGGGGGAGAACGUGGAGAUCCAGGCCGCGGGCACGCAACACCGCCUGGUGCUGCGUAGCGUGGGCUUCGCCGACCGCGGCUUCUUCGGCUGCGAGACGCCGGACGACAAGACGCAGGCCAAGCUCACAGUGGAGAUGCGCCAGGUCCGGCUGGUUCGGGGCUUGCAGGCAGUGGAGGUGAGAGAACAGGGCACAGCUACCAUGGAGGUGGAGCUGUCGCAUGCAGAAGUGGAGGGCACCUGGACACGCGACGGACUGCGUCUGCAGCCAGGGCCUACGUGCCAUGUAGCCGCGCAUGGGCCCACACACACUCUCACGCUCUCCGAGCUGCGACCCCAGGACAGUGGACUAGUGGCCUUCAAGGCAGAGGGCGUGCACACAUCUGCCCAGCUGGUGGUCACUGAGCUGCCCGUGAGCUUCAGCCGCCCACUGCAGGAUGUGGUGGCUACCCAGAAAGAGAAGGUGACCCUGGAGUGCGAGCUGUCCCGUCCCAACGCUGACGUGCGCUGGCUGAAGGAUGGUGUGGAGCUGCGGUCAGGCAAGACCAUGGGCAUAGUGACCCAGGGUACCUGUAGAAGCCUCGUUAUCUACCGGUGUGAGGUAGGGGACCAGGGCGUCUACGUGUGUGACACCGGCGAGGCUCAGAGCUCUGCCUCUCUGAAGGUGCAAGGACGCAGUGUCCAGAUUGUGCGGCCCCUGGAGGACGUGGAGGUGAUGGAGAAGGAGGGUGCCAGUUUCUCCUGCGAGGUCUCCCACGACGAAGUGCCUGGCCAGUGGUUCCGGGAGGGGAGUAAGCUGCGGCCCACUGACACUGUGCGCAUCCGACAGGAAGGAAGGACAUACACUCUCAUCUACCGGAGGGUCCUGGCAGAAGAUGCGGGGGAGAUAAAGUUCGUAGCAGAAAAUGCAGAAUCGCGAGCCCACCUCCGAGUGAAAGAGCUGCCUGUGUCCCUCCUCCGCCCGCUGAGGGACAAGAUCGCCAUGGAGAAGCACCGCGGAGUGCUCGAGUGCCAGGUGUCCAGGGCCAGUGCGCAGGUGCGGUGGUUCAAGGGUGGCAAGGAGCUGCAGCCUGGGCCCAAGUAUGAGAUGGUCAGCGACGGCCUCUACCGCAAGCUGGUCAUCAACGACGUGCAGCCGGAGGACGAGGACUCCUACACCUGCGACGCGGGUGACGUCAAGACCAGCGCCCAGUUCUUCGUGGAAGAGCAGUCCAUCACCAUCGUGCGGGGGCUGCAGGACGUGACGGUCAUGGAGCCUGCCCCUGCCUGGUUUGAGUGUGAGACCUCCAUUCCGUCUGUGAGGCCGCCCAAGUGGCUCUUGGGCAAGACAGUGCUGCAGGCGGGGCCGCACGUUGGCCUGGAGCAGGAGGGCACGGUGCACCGGCUGUCGCUGCGGAGGACCUGCUCCACCAUGACCGGGCCCGUGCACUUCACCAUCGGCAAGUCCCGCUCCUCUGCCCGCCUGGUGGUCUCAGACAUCCCGGUGGUGCUGACCCGGGCGCUGGAGCCCAAGGCCGGGCGUGAGCUGCAGUCUGUGGUCCUGUCCUGUGACUUCAGACCGCCCCCCAAGGCUGUGCAGUGGUACAAGGAGGACACGCCGCUGGCCCCGUCGGACAAAUACAGGAUGACCCUGGAGGGCCAGAUGGCAGAGCUGCGCGUCCUCCGGCUCACCCCUGCCGACGCGGGCACCUACCGGUGCCAGGCGGGCAACGCCCAGAGCAGCGCCGAGGUCACCGUGGAAGCUCGGGAGGUGGCCGUGACGCGGCCGCUGCAGGACGUGGAGGCCGUUGAGGAGGAGCGGGUGUGCCUCUGGUGCGAGCUGUCCCUGGAGGACGAGGAGGUGGAGUGGUCACUCGAUGGCGUGCCCCUGUACAACGACAGCUUCCACGAGAUCAGCCACGAGGGCCAGCGCCACACGCUGGUGCUGAAGAGCGUCCGGCGGGCGGACGCAGGCACGGUGCGCGCCAGCUCCCCCAAGGUGUCCACAGCGGCCAGCCUGCUGGUCCGAGCGAAGCCAGUGGUGUUCCUGAAGGCGCUGGAUGACGUGUCCGUGGAGGAGCGCGGCACGCUGGCCCUGCAGUGCGAGGUGUCAGACCCCCGGGUGCCUGUGGUUUGGCGCAAAGAUGGUGUGGAACUGGGUCCCAGCAGCAAGUACGACUUCCUGCAGACGGCGGGCACGCGGGGCCUGGUGGUGCACGACCUGAGUCGCGAGGAUGCUGGCCAGUACACCUGCCAUGUGGGCAGCCAGGAGACCCGGGCCCGGGUCAGUGUGCACGAUCUGCACGUGGGCAUCACCAAGAGGCUGAAGACGGUGGAGGUGCUGGAGGGGGACAGCUGCAGCUUCGAGUGCAUCCUGUCCCACGAGAGCACGGCUGACUUGGCCGUGUGGACUGUUGGCGGGAAGACGGUGGGCAGCUCUGGCCACUUCCAGGCCACACGCCAGGGCCGCAAGUACACCCUGACGGUCCGAGACGCCGCGCUCAGCGACGCUGGGGAGGUGGUCUUUUCCGUGCGGGACCUCACCUGCAAGGCGUCCCUUCUUGUCAGAGAGAGGCCAGUGGACAUCGUGAAGCCCCUGGAAGACCAGCGGGCCACGCUGGGGGAGGACGUGGUGCUGAGCUGCGAGCUUUCGAGGGCAGGCACCCCGGUGCGCUGGCUGAAGGACGGGAAGGCCAUCCGCAAGAGUCAGAAGUACGACCUCCUCCGCCAAGGCACGCGGGCGGGGCUGGUGGUCCGCGCGGCCUCUCUCAAGGACUCCGGCGAGUAUUCGUGUGAGACGGACGCGUCCAGGAGCACGGCCAGACUCCGAGUGGAGGAGAAGGCAAACCGCUUUACAGAGGAGCUGGUGGACCUGCAGGUGGAGGAGAAGGGCACAGCCGUGCUCUCCUGCAGGACGGAGCUGCCGGCCUCCAGCGUGACGUGGCGCAAGGGCCCUCGGGAGCUGCGGGCCUCGGGGAGGCACACCUUGAGCCAGGAGGGCCUGGCCCUGCGGCUCACCAUCCACCCCCUGGAGAGGGCAGACAGCGACACCUACACCUGUGACAUCGGGCAGGCGCAGACCCAGGCCCGGCUCCUGGUGCAGGGGCAGAGGGUGCUCAUCACGGAACAGCUGCAGGACGUGGAGGUGCAUGAGGGCUCCUCGGCCACGUUCUGUUGCCGCGUCGCCCCUGCUGACCACGAGCCCGCGCGCUGGUUCCUGGAUGAGACCCCCUUGCAUGCCAACGAGCUCAAUGAGAUUGAGGUCCAGCCUGGGGGAUACCAUGUGCUCACGCUGCGGCAGCUGGCGCUCAAGGACUCUGGCACCAUCUACUUCGAGGCUGGUGACCAGAGGACCUCGGCCACCCUUCGGGUCACUGAGAAGCCCAGCAUCUUCUCGCGGGAGCUCACAGACGCCACGGUCACAGAAGGCGAGGACCUGACUCUCACGUGUGAGACCACUGCUCCCGGCACCCCUGUGCGCUGGACCAAGGACGGGAAGACGCUGCGGCCGUCCGCCCGGUGCCAGCUGAACUAUGAGGGCUGCUGUGCCCAGCUGGUCAUCACAGGUGCCACCCCGCAGGAUGGUGGGCGAUACAAGUGUGAGGCUGGAGGGGCCUGGAGCAGCUCCAUCGUCAGGGUCCAUGCUCGGCCGGUGAGGUUCCGGGAGGCGCUGCGGGACCUGGAGCUGCCGGAGGGCGGUGCUGCCACGCUGCGCUGUGUGCUGUCCUCCGUGGCUGCACCCGUGGAGUGGCGCCGUGGGGAAGAGGUCCUGAGGUCCGGCGGCAAGUACUGCCUGCGCCAGGAGGGUGCCGUGCUGGAGCUGGUCAUCCGGGACCUGCGGCCCCAGGACGGCGGCAGGUAUUCGUGCUCCUUUGGGGACCAGACAACCUCGGCCACGCUCUCUGUGAAGGCACUGCCUGCCCAGUUCAUAGGGAAACUAAGGAACAAGGAGGCCACGGAAGGGGCCACGGCCACGCUGCGCUGUGAGCUGAGCAAGGCGGCCCCCGUGGAGUGGAGGAAGGGGACAGAGCCCCUCAGAGACGGGGACCGGCUAAGCCUGAGGCAGGAGGGGGCCGUGUGUGAGCUGCAGAUCCGGGACCUGGCCGAGGAGGACGCCGGGGAGUACCUGUGCAUGUGUGGGCAGGAGAGGACCUCGGCCACGCUGGCCGUCAGGGCCCUGCCCGCCAGGUUCACAGAGGGUCUGAGGAAUGAGGAGGCCGUGGAAGGGACCACGGCCACGCUGCGGUGUGUGCUGAGCAGAGAGGCCCCCGUGGAGUGGAGGAAGGGGACGAAGACCCUCAGAGACGGGGACCGGCACAGGCUGAGGCAGGAGGGGGCCGUGUGUGAGCUGCAGAUUCGGGGCCUGACCGUGGAGGACGCCGGGGAGUACGCGUGUGUGUGUGGGCAGGAGAGGACCUCGGCCUCGCUGGCCGUCAGGGCCCUGCCCGCCAGGUUCACAGGAGACCUGAGAGGCCAAGAAGUCACGGAAGGGGCCACGGCCACGCUGCGCUGUGAGCUGAGCAAGGCGGCCCCCGUGGAGUGGAGGAAGGGGUCAGAGCCCCUCAGAGACGGGGACAGGCUGAGCGUGAGGCAGGAGGGGGCCGUGUGUGAGCUGCAGAUUCGGGGCCUGACCGUGGAGGACGCUGGGGAGUACGUGUGCGUGUGUGGGCAGGAGAGGACCUCGGCCACGCUGGCCGUCAGGGCCCUGCCCACCAGAUUCACAGAAGACCUGAGAAGCCAAGAAGUCACAGAAGGGGCCACGGCCACGCUGCGGUGUGUGCUGAGCAGAGAGGCCCCCGUGGAGUGGAGGAAGGGGUCUGAGACCCUCAGAGACGGGGACCGGCACAGGCUGAGGCAGGAGGGGGCCGUGUGUGAGCUGCAGAUUCGGGGCCUGGCUGUGGAGGACGCUGGGGAGUACGCCUGCGUGUGUGGGCAGGAGAGGACCUCGGCCACGCUGGCCGUGAAGGCCCUGCCUGCACAAUUCACUGAGGAUCUGAAGCCCACGGAGGCCGUGGAAGGGGCCACGGCCACACUGAGGUGUACGCUCAGCAGAGAGGCCCCCGUGGAGUGGAGGAAGGGAGCGAAGACCCUGACCGGUGGGGACAGAGUCCGCCUGAGGCAGGAGGGGGCCGUGUGUGAGCUGCAGAUCCGGGGCCUGGCCAUGGCGGAUGCUGGGGAGUACGCGUGCGUGUGCAGGGAGGAGAGGACCUCGGCCACGCUGACCGUGCUGGCCCUGCCCGCCAGGUUCACAGAGGGUCUGAGGAAUGAGGAGGCCGUGGAAGGGGCCACGGCCACGCUGCGGUGUGUGCUGAGCAGAGAGGCCCCCGUGGAGUGGAGGAAGGGAGCGAAGACCCUCAGAGACGGGGACCGGCACAGGCUGAGGCAGGAGGGGGCCGUGUGUGAGCUGCAGAUCCAGGGCCUGACCGUGGAGGACGCCGGGGAGUACCUGUGUGUGUGUGGGCAGGAGAGGACCUCGGCCUCGCUGGCCGUCAGGGCCCUGCCUGCCAGAUUCACAGAAGACCUGAGAAGCCAAGAAGUCACAGAAGGGACCACGGCCACGCUGCGGUGUGAACUCAGCAAGGCGGCCCCCGUGGAGUGGAGGAAGGGGUCUGAGACCCUCAGAGACGGGGACCGGCACAGGCUGAGGCAGGAGGGGGCCGUGUGUGAGCUGCAGAUUCGGGGCCUGGCUGUGGAGGACGCUGGGGAGUACGCGUGCGUGUGUGGGCAGGAGAGGACCUCGGCCACGCUGGCCGUCAGGGCUCCACAGGCUGUAUUCCGGGAGCCACUCCAGUGCCUGCAGGCAGAGGAGGGCUCCACAGCCAGCCUGCGGUGCGAGCUGUCCCUGCCCACCGCCACCGUGGUGUGGAGCAAGAGCGGCCUGGAGCUGCAAGCCGACGGGCGCCGGGAGCUGCGGCGGCGGGGCUGCACCGCGGAGCUGCUGCUGCGGGACCUGCGCCGCGAGGACGCGGGCGAGUACAGUUGUGCCUGCGGCUCCCAGGCCACCAGCGCCACCCUCACGGUCACAGCUGCGCCGGUGCGGUUCCUCCGGGAGCUGCAGGCCUUAGAGGUGGAUGAGGGAGCUACAGCGCACCUGCGCUGCGAGCUGAGCCAGGCGGGCGCGAGCUUGGAGUGGCGCAAGGGCUCCCUGCAGCUCUUCCCCUGCGCCAAGUACCAGAUGGUGCAGGAGGGCUCCGUCGCCGAGCUGCUUGUGCGUGGGGCGGAGCAGGAGGAUGCCGGCGACUACACCUGCGACGCGGGUCAGGCGCAGACCACAGCCUCCCUUUCCGUUCGCUCCCCCAAGCCCAAGUUCAAGACCCGGCUGCAGAGCGUGGAGCAGGAGGCAGGUGGUGUGGCUCGGCUGUGUUGCCAGCUGAGUGAGGCCGAACCAGGGGCCUCAGUGCAGUGGCUAAAGGAGGGCGUGGAGCUGCCCAUGGGCCCCAAGUAUGAGAUGCGCUGCCAAGGGGCCACUUGCGAGCUGUUGGUCCACGGGCUGGAGGUCAAGGACACGGGAGAGUACGCCUGUGUGGUGGGUGGCCAGAAAACCCUGGCCUCCCUCAGGGUCAAAGAGCCCGAGGUUACCAUUGUGAGGGGCCUGGUGGAUGCUGAGGUGCAGGCUGACGAGGACGUGGAGUUCAGCUGUGAGCUGUCCCGGGCGGGGGCCACUGAGGUGCAGUGGCGCCUCCAGGGCCUGCCACUGCAGAGCAACGAGGUGACAGAGGUGGCUGUCCGGGAUGGCUGCACCCACACACUCCAGUUGAAGGGCGUGACACUCGAGGACGCCGGUACUGUGUCCUUCCACGUGGGCAGCCACACCUCUUCUGCUCAGCUCACUGUCAGAGUCCCAGAGGUGACCAUCCUGGAGCCCCUGCAGGACAUGCAGCUGAGUGAAGGCCAGGAUGCCCACUUCCAGUGCCGGCUGUCCAGGGCCUCAGGCCAGGAGGCCCGCUGGGCUUUGGGAGGGGUGCCCCUGCAGGCCAACGAGAUGAACGACAUCACUGUGGAGCAGGGCACCCUUCACCGGCUCACUCUGCACAAGGUGACCCUUGAAGAUGCGGGAACCAUCAGUUUCCAAGUGGGCUCAUGUAGCUCAGAAGCCCAGCUGAAGGUCACAGCCAAGAACACGGUGGUCCGGGGCCUGGAGAACGUGGACGCGCCAGAGGGCGGCGAGGCGUUGUUUGAGUGCCAGCUGUCCCGGCCCGAGGUGGCCGCCCACGCCUGGCUGCUGGACGACGAGCCUGUGCACACCUCAGAGGACGCAGAGGUGGUCUACUUUGAGAACGGGCUGCGGCACCUACUGCUGCUCAAAAACCUGCGGCCCGAGCACAGCUGUCGGGUGACGUUCCUGGCUGGGGACGUGGUCACGUCUGCGUUCCUCACCGUCAGAGGCUGGCGCUUGGAAGUCCUGGAGCCCCCGCAGGAUGCAGCGGUGCGAGCUGGCUCGCAGGCUCGCUUCACCUGCACGCUCAGCGAGGCUGUGCCCGUGGGUGAAGCCACCUGGUACAUCAAUGGCACUGCGAUACAGCCCGAGGACAGUGACUGCAUGGUCACCGUUGAUGGCAGCCACCACACCCUGCUGCUACGCAAUGCCCAGCUGCACCAUGCUGGGGAAGUCACCUUUGCUGCCCGCGACGCUGUGGCCUCAGCUCGGCUCUCAGUGCUGGGCCUCCCGGACCCCCCAGAGGAUGCCGAGGUGGUGGGUCGCAGUGGCCACUCGGUGACGCUGUCCUGGGUGGCUCCCACAAGUGACGGUGGAGGGGGUCUAUGCGGCUAUCGGGUAGAGAUGAAAGAGGGGUCCAAGGGCCAGUGGCGUUUGUGCCAUGAGCUGGUGCCUGGGCCUGAGUGUGUGGUGGACGGAUUGACCCCUGGGGAAACCUACCGCUUCCGAGUGGCUGCCGUGGGCCCUGCAGGUGCCGGAGAGCCAGUGCACCUGCCCCAGAUGGUCAGGCUGGAGCCAGUGGAGCCUGUACCUCCCCCAGCCCCUGCCCCUGUGAGCCGGCAGGUGGUAGCCGGAGAGGAUGUCCACCUGGAGGUGCAGGUGGCAGCUGAGGCUGGUGAGGUCACCUGGCACAAGGGGACAGAGCGCAUCCAACCUGGUGGCCACUUUGAAGUCCUUUCUCGGGGUCGGCAGCAGACACUGGUGAUCAAGGGCUUCAGGGCAGAAGACCAGGGCGAGUACCGCUGUGGCCCGGCCCACGCGCUGGCCUCCACAGAGGCUGCUGCCAUCCAGGUGGUGCUGGCCCCUGGCUCUGGGAACAAGGCUCCCACACAGCCCAGCCUGCCCCCCGAGGCAGCCCAGGAGGGUGACCUCCACCUGCUGUGGGAGGCCCUGGCCCGGAGACGCCGCAUGAGCCGUGAACCCACGCUGGACUCCAUCAGCGAGCUUCCGGAGGAGGAUGGCCGCACGCGUCACCCACGGCAGGAGGCAGAGGAGGCAGCCCCUGACCUCUCUGAGGGCUACUCCACGGCCGAUGAGCUGGCCCGCACUGGAGAGGCUGACCUCUCCCACACCAGCUCUGACGAUGAGUCCCGGGCAGGCACUCCUUCCCUGGUGACUUACCUCAAGAAGGCUGGGCGGCCCGGGGUCUCACCCCUGGCCAGCAUGGCCGGGGCCCCGGCUGCCCCCUCUGUGGGACCACAGAAGCGGCAGGAGCACCCAACCCUGGUGCAGCCAGCCCUGGGAGGUCCGAGUGCCGAGGGUCUGGGCGAUCCCUCCAUGGACAAGGCGGCCGUGAAGAUCCAGGCCGCCUUUAAGGGCUACAAGGUGCGGAAGGAGAUGAAGCAGCAGGAAGGACCCACGUUCUCCCGCACGUUUGAGGACACUGAAGCGCAGGUUGGGGACGCCCUGAGGCUGGAGUGUGUGGUGGCCAGCAAGGCAGACGUGUGGGCACGCUGGCUGAAGGACGGAGUGGAGCUGCUGGACGGGCGGCACCACCACAUCGACCAGCUGGGGGAUGGUACGUGCUCCCUGCUGGUCACCGGCCUGGGCCGCGCGGACACUGGUCGCUACACCUGUCAGGCGAGCAACAAGUUUGGCUGCGUGAGCCACAGCGCCUGCGUGGUGGUCAGCGGCACGGAGAGCGAGGCUGAGAGCUCCUCUGGCGGCGAGCUGGACGACGCCUUCCGCCGAGCCGCCCGGCGCCUGCACCGGCUCUUCCGCACCAAGGGCCCCGCCGAGGUGUCUGACGAGGAGCUGUUCCUCAGCGCCGACGAGGGUCCCAGGGCACCGGAGGAGCCUGCCGACUGGCACACCUACCGCGAGGACGAGAACUUCGUCUGCAUCCGUUUCGAGGCCCUGGCUGAAGCUCAGAGGGCGGCCACCUGCUUCCGAGAGAUGUUCACCACCAUGGGCUUCGGGGUGGAGGUCAGCCUGGUGGAGCAGGGGCCCCGGGCGGUGGAGCUGCGCAUCAGCAAGGCGGCCCCUGCCCCUGCAGCGCCUCCGGAGCCAGGACGCCGCCGGCUGGCUUCUGAUGCCGCCCCGACGUUCCUGACGGAGCUGCAGAACCAGGAGGUGCAGGAUGGGUAUCCCGUGAGCUUUGACUGCGUGGUGACAGGCCAGCCCGUGCCCAGCGUGCGCUGGUUCAAGGAUGGGAAGCUGCUGGAGGAGGAUGACCACUACAUGAUCAACGAGGACCAGCAGGGUGGCCACCAGCUCAUCAUCACGGCCGUGGUGCCCGCGGACAUGGGUGUCUACCGCUGCCUGGCGGAGAACAGUGUGGGCGUCUCCUCCACCAAGGCUGAGCUCCGAGUGGAGCUGACCAGCACAGACUACGACACUGCUGCAGAUGCCACGGAGACCUCGUCCUACUUCAGUGCCCAGGGAUACCUGUCCAGCCGGGAGCAAGAGGGAACUGAGUCAGAUGAAGGGCAGCUGCCCCAGGUGGUAGAGGAGCUGAGGGACCUCCAGGUGGCCCCUGGCACACGCCUGGCCAAAUUCCAGCUCAAGGUGAAAGGCUACCCAGCCCCAAGGUUGUACUGGUUCAAAGACGGCCAGCCCCUGUCUGCCUCUGCCCACAUCCGCAUGGCUGACAAGAAGACCCUGCACGCCCUGGAGAUUGUCUCUGUCACUCGGGAGGACGCUGGCCAAUAUGCGGCCUAUAUCAGCAAUGCUGUUGGUGCUGCCUACUCGUCCGCCCGGCUGCUGGUCCGAGGCCCAGAUGAACCCGAGGAGAAGCCAGCCUCAGGCGUGUGUGAGCAGCUGGUGCCGCCCCGCAUCGUGGAGAGGUUCACCCCCAAGAGAGUGAAGAGGGGCUCCAGCGUCACGUUCUCGGUGAAGGUGGAAGGACGCCCGGCCCCCACCCUGCACUGGCUCAAGGAGGAGGCCGAGAGAGGCGUGCUGUGGAUAGGCCCCAGCACCCCAGGCUACACCGUGGCCAGCUCUGCCCAGCAGCACAGCCUGGUCCUGCUGGACGUGGGCCGGCAGCACCAGGGCACCUACACCUGCAUCGCCACCAAUGCCGCCGGCCAGGCGCUCUGCUCCGCCAGCCUGCACGUCUCAGGCCUGCCCAAGGAGGAGGAGCAGGAGAAGGUGAAGGCGGCUCUCAUCUCUACCUUCCUGCAGGGGACCCCCCAGGCCAUCUCGGCUCAGAUGUCAGAGUCUGCUGGUUCCACCGGACUUGCUGGGCAGAGGAAAGGGGAGGCCCUGGUGGCUGAGGAGGCCCACGGCCACCUGUCCCUUGCCGAGGUGGGCACGGAGGAGUUCCUGCAGAAACUCACCUCCCAGAUCACUGAGAUGGUGUCAGCCAAGAUCACACAGGCCAAGCUGCAGGUGCCUGGAGGUGACAGUGACGAGGAGUCCAAGACUCCAUCUGCCUCCCCCCGGCACGGCCGGUCCCGGCCAUCCUCCAGCGUCCAGGAGUCAUCCUCGGAGUCGGAGGACGGGGAUUCCCGAGGCGAGAUCUUCGACAUCUACGUGGCCACAGCCGACUACCUGCCCCUGGGGGCUGAGCCGGAUGCUGUCACGCUGCGGGAAGGCCAGUAUGUGGAGGUGCUGGACUCAGCCCACCCGCUGCGCUGGCUGGUGCGCACCAAGCCCACCAAGUCCAGCCCUUCCAGGCAGGGUUGGGUGUCGCCGGCCUACCUGGACAAGAGGCUCAAGCUGUCCCCUGAGUGGGGGCCCAGCGAGGCCCCCGAGUUCCCCGAGGCUGUGUCUGAGGACGAGUACAAGACCAGGCUGAGCUCCGUCCUCCAGGAGCUGCUGAGCUCGGAGCAGGCCUUCGUGGGCGAGCUGCAGUUCCUCCAGAGCCACCACAUCCAGCACCUGGACCGCUGUCCCCGCGUGCCAGCAGCCGUGGCCAGCCAGAAGGCAGUCAUCUUCCGCAACGUGCAGGACAUCGGCCGCUUCCACAGCAGCUUUCUGCAGGAGCUGCAGCGCUGUGACACAGACGACGACGUGGCCAUGUGCUUCAUCAAGAACCAGGAAGCCUUUGAGAAGUACCUGGAGUUCCUGGUGGGCCGUGUGCAGGCGGAGUCUGUGGUCGUCAGCACGCCGGUCCAGGAGUUCUACAAGAAGUACGCGGAGGAGACGCUGUCUGCCGGGGACCCCACGCAGCCACCCCCACCCCCUCUGCAGCACUAUCUGGAACAGCCCGUGGAGCGGGUGCAGAAGUACCAGGCUCUGCUGAAGGAGCUGAUCCGCAACAAGGCCCGGAACCGGCAGAACUGCGCCCUCCUGGAGCGGGCCUACGCCGUGGUGUCGGCGCUGCCGCAGCGGGCCGAGAACAGGCUGCACGUGUCCCUCAUGGAGAACUACCCGGGCACUCUGGAGGCCCUGGGGGAGCCCAUCCGCCAGGGCCACUUCAUCGUGUGGGAGGGUGCACCAGGGGCCCGGAUGCCCUGGAAGGGCCACAACCGCCACGUCUUCCUGUUCCGGAACCACCUGGUGAUCUGCAAGCCCCGGCGAGACUCUCGCACCGACACCUUCAGCUACGUGUUCCGGAACAUGAUGAAGCUGAGCAGCAUCGACCUUAACGACCAGGUGGAAGGGGACGACCGUGCCUUCGAGGUGUGGCAUGAGCGAGAGGACUCCGUGCGCAAGUACCUGCUGCAGGCGCGGACGGUCAUCAUCAAGAACUCCUGGGUGAAGGAGAUCAGCGGCAUCCAGCAGCGCCUGGCCCUGCCUGUGUGGCGUCCUCCGGACUUUGAAGAGGAACUGGCUGACUGCACGGCUGAGCUGGGCGAGACGGUCAAGCUGGCCUGCCGUGUGACCGGCACACCCAGACCCAUCGUCAGCUGGUACAAAGAUGGGAAGCCAGUGGAGGUGGACCCUCACCACAUCCUCAUUGAAGACCCAGAUGGCUCCUGCACCCUCAUCCUGGACAACCUGACCGGAGUGGACUCUGGACAGUACAUGUGCUUUGCGGCCAGUGCUGCCGGCAGUGCCAGCACGCUGGGGAAGAUCCUGGUGCAGGUGCCUCCUCGGUUUGUGAACAAGCUACGGGCCUCACCCUUCGUGGAGGGAGAGGAUGCCCAGCUCAGCUGCACCAUCGAAGGCGCCCCGCACCCGCAGAUCAGGUGGUACAAGGACGGGGCCCUGCUGACUGCAGGCGGCAAGUACCGGAUGCUGAGUGAGCCCCGCAGCGGCCUGCUGGUGCUUGUGGUCAGCGCGGCCGGCAAGGAGGACCUGGGACACUACGAGUGCGAGCUGGUGAACCGGCUGGGCUCCACUCGCGGCGGAGGGGAGCUGUACAUGCAGAGCCCUGCCCUGCGGGCCCGGGAGCAGCGCCCUGGGGAGCUGACCGUGGCUGCUGUGGAAGUCACUGAGCAGGAGACUAAAGUCCCCAAGAAAACCGUCAUCAUAGAGGAGACCAUCACCACUGUGGUGAAGAGUCCCCGCGGCCCACGACGGUCCCCCAGCAAGUCCCCUUCCCGCUCGCCUUCCCGCCGCUCCACCAGCCCGCAGAGGCCAGGCCUGUUGACCCCUGACCUGCUGUUCCCGCCGGGGUCCAGCCAGCCACGCAGGCCUGAGGCAGAGCCAGGCCGGAAGCCCACUGUGCCCGCGCUGUACGUGACAGAAGCCGAGGCCCCCUCCCGAGCCCUGCCAGGGGGUGCAGGGCCCCAGCACAAGUGGGUGGAGGUCGAGGAGACCGUGGAAGUUCGCGUGAAGAAGUCAGGGUCUCGGCCUGUGUCUCCUGCCAGAGAGGCUCCUGGAGGCGUUGGGGGGCUGCUCUUCACACUGCCCAGUGGGACCCCAGGAGGGGACCCCAAUGCCAACAACUCCAACAAUAAGCAGCUGGUCCAGGAGCCCCAAGCCCAGGGUCCAGCUGUGGCUCAUGUUGGGGAGCCCCUGGUCUUCUGUGUGGACACUGGGGGCAGUGUGGACUGGGCUGCUUCCGGAGUAGUCAGUCCUGAGCCAGAGGAGACUGGGGCUUCCCCCCAAGAUGGUGGCAUGGAGGAGGCAAGAAGAGAGGACGAGGCAGGGGGCCCUUUUGUGGUUGAGGAGCCCCAGCAUACAGAUGGUCUUUGCAGCCGUGACCCCAAGAUCCUCACGCACAAUGGUCGUGUGCUGACCCUGGCCGACCUGGAAGACUACGUGCCCCAGGCGGGGGAGACCUUUGGCUGCCGUGGCCCGUCGCCCAGCACCGCUGACCACACACCCUGCGAGGUGUCCGUGCUCCAGAGAGAGAUCAGUGAGCCCACCGUGGGGCGGCCUGUCCUGCUCAAUGUGGGGCGCCCCCCGAGACGUGCAGGCGUGCCUGGCUUCUUCAGGCCAGGACCUCAGGUCCACAGCCCCGAGGGCCUGUCCUUCCACGUGCGCGGGGCCUGUGCUGGGCCUGUGGGCAGCACUCCCUGGACCUCCUCCUGCACCCGGGUCCAGCACUCUGUGGAUGGGAGCCAGAGCAGCUUCAAGACAGAGGUCUCCACCCAGAUGGUCACCUUGGGGACUGUGGGAGAGACCGUCACGCUACACAUCCGCCGGGAUGGGGACGAGGCCCCUGGCCCCUCCCAGGGCUGAGGCCACACUCCCUGGAAGACUCAGAGGCCAGGGCCCUCUUCCUGCGCUGCCCUUGCCGCGUGGGGCCCGCGCCCUGCUGGGCACCAGCACCUGGCCCCAGGAACCUGCUCACCUCGGCUGCCCGUGCUCAGCUCUUCUGGCUUGGGGUCAGCCUGCCCUGCUCUCUGUCCUGGGCCCUUCCUACCUCACUGGACUUUGGUCCUCAGCAAGGAGGCCCACGGUGCCUGCAUUGCUGGAUGCGCUGAAGCCCUUCCAGAGCGUCCUGGCCAGGGCAGCGCGGAGGCCCCAGCUCUGCGUGGUUCCUUCUGGCCUGCGGGAACUCUGGACACGGAUGUGGACUUGGCAUGUGUCCUGCUUCCACUGGGCACAGGCCCCCAAGGCCACCCCCAAGGCCCGUGUGGCUCACAGCAGCUUGCGGGGUGGGCGUGGGUCCGGCCGGGAGCUGUGCACUGGCUGAUAAAGGCUGUACACCAAC